This is a messenger RNA of Meira miltonrushii, 893 nucleotides long. RefSeq lists its product as uncharacterized. The record is from RefSeq and is a predicted model, not a curated record. The coding region runs from base 116 to 682 and encodes 188 amino acids. NCBI's taxonomy places the organism in Eukaryota, Fungi, Basidiomycota, Exobasidiomycetes, Exobasidiales, Brachybasidiaceae. The transcript has a single exon.
UCGGGAAAUGCCCAACAGAAAAAAUGAUCGGAAUUCAAGCGCUGAUCACAAUGUGUAUGCAGUAAACUUGCAAGGCUGAGAAAGCAUGGGGCGUGCUUAUUUUACCAAUUGAUUUAUGUUUUUGGCAAAAAGCGAUGACUGUGAUGCCCCGCAGAUGCCACGCAGAUGCCAAGUCAAAGUUUAUAUGCAUUCCCAAAUCUACUCCUCCAUCACACAAAUGUGUCCAAUUUUCUCCCUAUUUGUAAUAAUAUGCAUGCUCACAGUGUUGAGAAUUGCAAAAGGUGUCCGAGAUCCACACUACAUCUUGCACACCGACAAGAAUGCUGAGCGUUACAAGAAUGGUUUGGUCAAGCUACCUCCGACCCAUAAAUAUCUCAAUGCUGUACGAAAGUGGAAAAAGGAUCCGUACGUAGGACGAAUUGCAUAUUCGUACGGCCAUCUACCUUAUGGCUAUUUUGGCAGAGAAGAGGUAGACAAAUUAGUGGCACAGCGUGAAAGGCAUGAAAAUAAAACAGAGAUGUACGUAAAAGCAGGUAAGCUACUAUAUCAUGACAACAAAGUUGUAGCCGGACUGAUCUUUGAUCGUGCCAAGAAACAUCGCACAAAAGCACAGAAUGUGCACGAAGAAUUGGAAAAAGAACGUUCAAAAGCUCACAAAUACACUUCCUGGAAGAAGAGGUAGCUGAGUCCAGUCAAAUUCAGCAGUGGCGAAAAAUGAAGUAUGCCUCAUAUGCAAAUUUUGCAUUCUUGUACGGAUCCGUACAAGGGCUGAUGAACUCGGCGUAGCCAACAGAGGUUUGGCGUCGUCCAGAAACACAAUUGGUAAAGAUAAAUAGAAAGUCGGAUGUGAAAGUUUGUAGUAUACUAUCAUCUCUAAUUAUGAUUUAUCCUCC